GAUGUGCCACUGAAACCAUAUUGCUUCAAUUUGUCUUCUUUGUGUAUGUCUAGAAUACGGAACAGGGUCACAAUUUGCCGUGUUAGCUCAUAUGGUCCAUCAUUGACAUUGCAAACUGCAUGCAGAUUCUCGACAUCCCGACAGGCGCCCGAAGAGACCGUAAUGUUCAAGAAAGCUGUACAAGACCAUCCGGGACCAUCUGCUAAACCCCUUCAAUCCACCCUUUUUCGCAGCAAUGGGACGCAGCCUCCGAAACCGCCUCCGCAAUCACUAGGGGUUAAACGAAAAAUCGAGAUGGCCAAUGUCGGAGGAUCCGCCUUAGGAUCUCUUCACAACACCGUAUACUUCGAUGAAAAUGAUUUCGAUGAUGACCUUGACUUGGAUAGCGAAGAACCAGAGCCCUUUAUACCACCUCCAAAAAUAGUGAGGCCAAGCAACGAGCAACAGGUACCGUCUCAAAGUCCUACAAUUAUCGACUUGGAUGGGAUUAUAAGCAAGCCGGCUCCGGCACCCACGACUACGUUCGAAGAUGACAACAUAGACAUAAAGUACCCUGAGUUGCCUCCAAUGCCUGAGGAUGACCCGGCGCCAUCCAGCAGCAUACAACUCCCUUGGUCCUCCUCUCCACCGUCUCACUUUCAGAAACCCGCCAAUACUCGAACCUUACCAUGGCUCAAAAAUGAAGAGCCGACACGAGCACCACCAAAAGAUCUAUACAAAAAGCCCGCAACUCCCGCGCGUCCAAAGCCGACUGCGCCAUGGAAUAAAUCGGCUAGCGCAAUCAAGGAGGAACAGAAGGAGUUGCGCCGACAAACUAAGAAGAAUCAGAAGGCCGAUUCUGUGCAACAUAAGCCACGUCCAAAGAUGGCAUCUUUGUUCCUCAGCGAUGAGCAGCGGCACGUUCUUAAUGUUGUUGUUGAAAAGGGAAAGAGCAUAUUCUUUACCGGCUCUGCAGGGACUGGUAAAUCAGUUCUCAUGCGGGAAAUCAUCAAGAAACUUCGCGAUAAGUAUAAAAGGGAACCAGAUAGAGUGGCAGUGACGGCUUCAACAGGCCUGGCUGCCUGUAAUAUCGAAGGCGUUACCCUCCACAGUUUCGCAGGUAUCGGCUUAGGCAAAGAGGAAGUACCUGAACUUGUUAAAAAGGUCAUGCUCAGGAAUGCUCCUCAUAGUAAUGCAUUGGUAUUGACGCUCUACAGAUCAAGAGAAACCCCAAGGCCCGGAACCGUUGGUUGCGUACGAAAGUCUUAAUUAUCGAUGAAGUAUCGAUGGUUGAUGGAGACCUUUUUGAUAAGCUAGAAGAAGUUGCUCGGAAAAUCAGAAACAACGGUAGUCCUUUCGGCGGUAUCCAGCUUGUUGUCACAGGGGACUUUUUCCAGUUACCUCCGGUCCCCGAUGGCAGUUUCCGAGAGGCAAAGUUU
Messenger RNA from Aspergillus alliaceus, 1418 nucleotides. RefSeq names its product PIF1-like helicase-domain-containing protein. The record is from RefSeq and is a predicted model, not a curated record. Gene Ontology annotation, molecular function: DNA helicase activity. The transcript has a single exon. Bases 46 to 1248 code for a protein of 400 amino acids. Gene Ontology annotation, biological process: DNA repair; telomere maintenance. NCBI's taxonomy places the organism in Eukaryota, Fungi, Ascomycota, Eurotiomycetes, Eurotiales, Aspergillaceae.